AGCGUAAAAAUACAAAAAAUUUCAAGUAAUCAAGAAAAAUUAUAAACUACGAUGAAAUCCUGGAAAAAUUUAUUCAUUUAUAACGAAACGAAGACAGUGACAGUAUGAAUAUGUCAUAUUCUAAUAUUGCCUAGGGUGACAGUGGCAAAUAUUGACUAAUGUGAUCGCGACUCAUUUUAUCAGUAAACUUUUGUUUUCGCAACGGCACUUAUUUCUUUUAUCUAUGACCGCACUGCUCAGUGAAGGGCGUCGUGUUUGUAAAUUUAUCUUUUUGUUUAUUGUUAUUUUGAUAAAUAUUUGCAAUAUCCGAAUAUGAAUUCGUCAGGAAAGAGACGUGAUAUUUGCGUGCUAGUUCGAUAACUUUGAGAAUUGUUGUUCUGAUAUUGAGAUGUUUUCAAAUAGAUUAUCUUGUCAUCUCCCUUUUCCAAGUUGUAUAAGUAUUCCAAAAGAUCAAGGAUCUGACGAAUUAUUGCCCAAAAUGGCAAGAGAACCAAUUAUUUUGAAUGUUUAUGAUAUGUAUUGGAUAAAUGAUUACACCACUUCUAUUGGGCUUGGAGUAUUUCAUUCUGGAGUUGAAAUAUACGGAACCGAAUUUGCAUAUGGUGGUCACCCCUAUCCUUGCAGUGGAAUAUUUGAUAUCACUCCUAGGAAUCAUGACGAGCUAGGAGAACAGUUUAGAUUUCGUCAAAGCGUACAGGUUGGCUGCACAGACUUUACUGAAGAGGAGGUUAGACGCAUAGUGAAUGAACUGGGAAAACAGUUUCGUGGAGAUCGUUAUCAUUUGAUGAACAAUAAUUGUAAUCACUUUAGUGGAUCAUUAACUCAGAUUUUGUGCGGCCAGGAGAUACCAAGUUGGGUGAACAGACUUGCUUAUUUUAGUUCAUGUGUACCUUUUUUGCAACGGUGCUUGCCUAGAGAAUGGCUUACGCCCAUGGCUUUGCAACAAUCACUAACUGCCCAAAAUGAUGACUACAAUAAUACAAAUCAUGAUAAUUCAGACACAACACCCUUUUAACAAUUUGAAAUGUAAAUGCCAUUAUGUUAAAAAUUGAACUAAUUUAUAUUUUAUGUACAUUUAUAUUCACUGUUUCUAUGUGAUUGAAAAUUUAUGUAUUGUAGAACAAUACAAGUGUUAGAUUUAUAUUAUUUAUGUUCAAGUUAGCUCAAAUUGUUGGCAACAU
This is a messenger RNA of Ctenocephalides felis (cat flea), 1181 nucleotides long. Its product is annotated as deubiquitinase DESI2. Gene Ontology annotation, biological process: protein deubiquitination. NCBI's taxonomy places the organism in Eukaryota, Metazoa, Arthropoda, Insecta, Siphonaptera, Pulicidae. Gene Ontology annotation, molecular function: deubiquitinase activity. The coding region runs from base 389 to 1015 and encodes 208 amino acids. The record is from RefSeq and is a predicted model, not a curated record. The transcript is spliced from 4 exons.